Messenger RNA from Gadus morhua (Atlantic cod), 3795 nucleotides. It is a transcript of the gene rab42a, whose product is annotated as RAB42, member RAS oncogene family a. The transcript is spliced from 2 exons. The record is from RefSeq and is a predicted model, not a curated record. Lineage: Eukaryota; Metazoa; Chordata; Actinopteri; Gadiformes; Gadidae. Gene Ontology annotation, biological process: Rab protein signal transduction. Bases 468 to 1130 code for a protein of 220 amino acids. Gene Ontology annotation, molecular function: GTPase activity; GTP binding.
AGAUGUUGCAUAUAUAUAUAUAUACAUACUAUUUUUCAAGUUAUUCAAAUGAAAUACGAACAUUCAGUGUUUUUUAACGAACCUCGACCACUCUUGCAGUGACCUAUUUCAGAACCAUGGAGAGCCCAGGGUUUCAGCGCUUGUUGAUCAGUAACGUUAAGUCAUGAAAGCUUUUGAUUUCAGUUGUUAUUUAAUUCCCACCCCCCCAUAGGCCUUCGUCUUAACAUACCAAUGGGGCUUUCUUUCUCCGCCUGACGACUCAUUAUUGUUGCAGAUUAAUAGUUUUACUUGUAGUCCGUAAAUCUGUCACAUGAUAGCAGCAUCAGCCCGCUCCGGUACCCAGAGCUGGGGCUACAGUUCACCGUCCUUACCAGAGGGAAAGUGGUAGCAUUCAGUGGCUUCAUGUAAACACAGUGCGUGCCGGGCUUUGUUUCAGUCUCGCUGGGGUACGUUGUUCUAGUCAUGCAAUGGAUAUUUUGUGGCAAUAUCAGUUUAGGAUCAUUUUACUGGGCGACUCCACGGUAGGGAAGUCAUCGUUGCUGAAGCGCUUCACGGACGGGAUAUACAGCGAUGUAGCGGAUCCCACAGUCGGUGUAGAUUUUUACGCUCGCUCGCUUGAUAUUGAACCAGGGAUUAAAAUUAAACUUCAGCUUUGGGAUACGGCUGGACAGGAACGAUUCAGGUCCAUCACCACCUCCUACUACCGCAACUCCGUGGGAGGCCUGCUGGUGUUCGACCUCACCAACCGCAAGGCCUUCGAGCACGUGCGGGAGUGGCACAAGGAGGUGAGCGAGCACAUCCUCCCCCACCACAUGGUCUUCAUCCUCAUCGGCCACAAGAGCGACCUGGCGUCGGACCGCAAGGUGAGCCGCGAUGAGGCCGAGAGGCUGGCGGGCGACCUGGGCAUCCGCUACGUGGAGACCUCGGCCAAGUGCAACGUCAACGUGGACCGCGCCUUCGAGCUGCUGACGCGGGACAUCUACGAGCUGAUGAAGAUGGGCGAGAUCGUGACGCGGGACGGCUGGGACGGUGUGAAGAGCGGCCUCACCGCCAAAGUGCUCUACCCCGGCGAGGACGACGACGGGGUAGAGCUGGCCGCCGCCACCGCCGAAAGGGGCUGCAAUUGCUGACCGCGUCCACGACCAGGCGGGCGCCGUUCCCUCCACCACCACCGGCACCACCACCACCACCACCACGUCCGGCCCCACCGACCUCCCCGCCUCACCCUGUUUGUAUCGCAAAUAUCCUGGUUUCAAACUCAUCAACCCUUUUCCUCCAACAGAGGAAGCAAGUUGCCUUCAUUCGAACUCACACACACACACUAACACACACACACACACACACACACACACACACACACACAUACACACACACGCACACGCGCGCGCGCGCGCACACACACACACACACACACACACACACACAUCUUGGUGUCUCUGCAAUAGUCCCGCCAGAUACUACCUACUCUGAGGCCCUCCAUCUUAUGUGCACUGCUUUUAUUUUUGAUAACUGAAUGUAUUUAUCAUUUUUUUGAUGAGGACGAGGUGGGCGGGGCAAGUCAUCACAUCCUGAUGGGCAUCCAAUAGAGCGUCUCGUCCCGUGUGUGUCUUGUUAACCAAUCUGGUAUGAGAGCGAACCAGACAGCUCUUCCUUUGCACUGGUCAGAAUUGUAAGACCUAGUGUAGCCUUGACCCCAUUUGACACAAAUGGGGUUGACGGACUACGAUAAAGGCACUAUUGUGGGUUUCUGAAUAGUUGAGUUCCAUUCGUCCAAGGCUUUGUAUACAUAUUCUAUGAACCGUAAAUAAUGAGUAAGAAUAAGGAAAUUAUUAUAUGCCAGUUUAAAAGGUUAAAAAUUAUACAUUUGAUGGUGUGCACGUACAGACACAGUGCACGUUAAGACACUAAAUGUCAACGCGAUAUGAGUUUGGUGCGAUCGUCUCGCUUGUGUAAAACUGUUGCGUGAACUCAUGCCAAAAAGGACUGAAACCUUGAACAAUAUUUGUGAAUAGAUCAGGUCAUGUUUUGUAAAACAUAUUAAUAUUAUUUCUAGUGGAAGUAUAUGUUGAUGUAGAUCGUUGUUAGGCUGUAGCUAGUUGCCACUAAGCAUUUGUUACAUUAUGAUGUCUCAUCAUCAGGGGAUACAAGAUAUACAAUAGAAAUCUACUAGAUUCUCCACCUCCUGUGGCAAAUCUCCAUUUAUAAAGGCAAAGCUAUAGUGACUGGCUCCUUAUGUCAGUUCUCGUAGACUUCACAAGGGUUUAGAAUUGGUGAAUAUUUGAUUGACUUUACCCAGCUUUAAUGCUGUGCUUGUGCAUAGAGUCAUACAGGAAAUAGAAUAGAGGCGAGGCUUUAGUAUUUAGCGACCUGUCCCCAAAUGUUUGGUGUGAUAUUCUUCCACUGUAUAGUUGGUAAGCUGUGGUGGCGAACCAGGCUGUACCGUGUGUAGUCAAAUAGUUCACUCUUUACCGACGUAGCCACCUGACAUCAGUGUACUUACCUUGUAACAUAUUACAUCAAUAAAUGUGCUUCUGGGCCAUGUAUAUCAGGUCAUAAUACGUUGCUUCCAAUUACAAUAACAUAUGUACAAUUUUGGGAGAUGAACAUAAGGCCACGUGUCAAGACAUGGUAUUCUGUUGUAUGGUAUGCCCAUCCAAUAUUAUACAAUAAUCAGCUAUUAAUAUUCUGCCAUAUAUACCAUGGCUGAAAGGUCAGCUUUUCUCUUCUAAUCUAGUCUUUGAACAGCAGGCCAAUAGAAACACGCGUGGUUACAGUACACAAUUGGAUGUAUAAAAAAUGCAGCUUUUAUGUGAUGCUUUGACUUAUUAUUAUAUAUUAUUAUAUUAAGAUAUUAUUUGUUGGUUGAACAUGGCUUAUGAACCCCAAAAAAAAAAAUCCAGCAUAAUUUUCCCUUUAUAGAUUAAAUGAAUCACCUCUCUCCUAUUCUUCCCCUACAUAUGUCAGUGCAACUAUGCUGCUAACAGAAUGCAUCCUAUUUGUAGAUUGCUUAAUAAAGGGAGUAGGUCAGAGAGCAAAUGAGUGAUGCAACUCUUAGUGUAGAUACGUGAUAAGGAUCACUCAGCCUACCACUGGUUUAUUGGGAGACAAUCAUGUAUCAACCUUUAAUUUUCCAACUCAUGUUUUGACCUUUGAUGUAAGGAUUCUAUGUGUAUUUAAUUAAGUAUUUAUGUCUUUCUUGAGAUGCCCAGACUAAUUAUGUGUAUAAGUUGACUUUUCUAACAUUUGAAUUAUGUGAAUCAUUUGAAACAAUGUCAAGGACUCACUGUGUUAAUCUGUGUUUUGUUUAGUAUUCUUUGUGAAUGGUGUGCUACCGCCUGGUCUAUGUUAUUUAUAGUUGCUUGACUUCUCUCUGUGACAUGCCUUCCAUCCACAGCCUGAUAUCUAAGACAAAACCCGAGUCCACUGUAGGAUUAUUUUAAAACAGAGGAAGAUAAUUCAUUCGUUAUUUGCUGUAAAGGCACUGGUCAAAGAUUAUGAUUAUGAACUCUUAAAAUCUGAUGUCUUAAUCUUUGGGUUGUUGCAAAACGUUCUGGCUACAAUACAACUGAUUUAAUAUUGAUGCUGAUGAUUACCCCUACAGCCCUAAUACAUUUAAUCUCCCUUAUCCCCAAUUUUCACGUGACAUUCCACCUUCGGCUAGUGGAAUUGUCGAACAUCUGAAACGUUAGGGAUUAUCAAAAUAUCUAAGAGCAUUCUUUGCUGCAAGACUAUGCUUUUUUUCAUUACCAGUGACACAUUUCACCGUUUUGUUGAAUAAAUGUGAUUUAUUUUAAA